AAAUCAGCUGUAGCAAACGAUUUUCAUUCGUACUGUACAAGUGAAGUGGUUUCACGCCGCGCCGCUGCAUGAAAUUAGAACGCCGUUGUAUUUACCACAACUUCCAAUUAAUUUUGAACUAGAAAAACUCCGUUAAGUUUUCGGUUCAACAAGUGUUUCGUCAUGCCCAGCGCGGCAGUUUCGAUGCAUCAAUAGUGGCGUUAAGUUAUAUUUUCACAAAUAAAAAAUAUUUAUUCGAUUAUAUUUAACUUCUAAAUUUUAAAAAUGCCUGUACCCACUUGCUCGGGCGGCUCGUGCACAAUUUCGAGACCACGAAAAUCCACAACUACUAAAUCUAAACCAAAAUCAACAGCCUCAAGCGCCAAGAAGACGACUACCAAAAAAACAACCGCUAAGAAGACCACCACAGCUGCCGCUAAAAGGCCAAAAUCAACAACAACAACAAAGGCCAAAUCGUCUACGGCCAGCAAGACAAAGAAGACCACCUCCACAAGGAAAAGUACAACAACAGAUUCAAAGUCGAAAACCGCUGCGCGGAAAACAACUACUACACGCCAGCGGGAUGACAGUUAUUAUAGCUGCAGUUCCGGUGGUUGUUACUAAUAUUGACGAGAGUUACAUGGAGCUGCUGAGGAAAACGAUUUUAAUGAUGUUGAUUUAGAAGACUACGAAGAUAAAUAUGCGACCAAAAACUAUAUAUGUAUUAGCUUAAUAUUUUCAAUUCA
Rhagoletis pomonella (apple maggot) is the source of this 725-nucleotide messenger RNA. Its product is annotated as salivary glue protein Sgs-3-like. Bases 265 to 603 code for a protein of 112 amino acids. Lineage: Eukaryota; Metazoa; Arthropoda; Insecta; Diptera; Tephritidae. The record is from RefSeq and is a predicted model, not a curated record. The transcript is spliced from 2 exons.